UCGGCAUUUAAAGCCCAAAUUAAACUACGCGGAGAAGGCUGGUGCUAUUGCCUAGCGAUGGACAGCGUUUCCAAAUGCACCGCAUGAAGUACCCUAGAAUAAGGAUUCUCUAUUUUUCUGACCUGGACCAUGAGCAAUGACUCGCCUGUACUGACAAGCCUGACCGAGAACUCCACCGACCAGCCGAUUUGCAAACGAAGCACUGCCCUGACCCUUGUGGUCUCUCCCUGCACCCAGGAGCUGCCGCUGUCGGCGGGACGGGUGGACAACUAUGUGCUCCUACUGGUCCUGCUGUGUGUGUUUGCUGGAGGCACACUGAUCCUGCUCUCCGUACUGCUGCUGUUCUGUCACCGCUGCUGUGUGGUCGGCCGUCGCUACUCCAGGGCCAGUGAUGAUCCAGAGAAGACUAAUACCACCUGUGUGGAAGACUCACAGCCCACGCAAGACAUCACCGUUCGGCUGAAUGAAUCCGAUGCUCUCUCUGCGUCUGGCUGCCACGAUGAAGAGUCAGACAGGUUCACGUCCAACUAUUCUACUGGCCGCCGUGUUUCCUUCAAUGAGUCAGCACUAUACGAGAAGGAGAGUAAGACUCCGGACAAAGGACGCAGGUACACCCUCACAGAAGGGGACUUCCAUCACCUGAAGAAGGCCCGUCUUACCCACCUCCACCUGGCACCGCCUUCCUCGGCCUUGAAGAUCCUUACAAUCAUGGAGUGUGAGUCUAUGGAGAGCAGCAGCCUAAACAUCAAUGAUCCACCUGCUCCCAAACCCCCCCUCUACCAGUCUUCUGAAAUGCCCGCCUGGUUGAGACAGAGCUCUAGCGGGGCCCUCCCUGGAGACACCCACCACUCCGUUCUACUGGACCCCAGAGUCAGUCCGCCUGGACACCGCCCCCUGACACCCCGCUCCAGACCUAUGGGGGCCUUAAGUGACAAGGCGUGGGACAGGACAAACAGAGAAAGGGCGAGGUGUAUGAGUGGGACGGAAGGUGCAAAGGGACUGUCUCUGUCCUCGGGCCACCAGGACUCUGUUUUGCAGUUACUCUGCAAAAUGACACGGCAUGCCAGCUUGGAGGGGGCGGGGCCUUACUUCAGGAGGUGGAAGUUUAACAGCAGCCAGCGGGCCGCCAGUCUAGAUGCCAAAGGCUCGCCUAAGAGGCGCCCAUUCCAGAGACAGAGAGCAGCCAGUGACAACACAGACCCAACCGAAGAGGACUCACCCAAUCUUCACCUUUCUCCCCCUCUCUGCCGUCACAACACCCCAACCCUCCCCAUCGCACACAGCCAGAUCGGGGGCAUCCAGCGUCUCUCUGCAGGGCUGCUUACUCAACCUACCUGCCCACCCUCCCCCUGCCUAAGCAGAUUAGAAGUGGAGGCGGUGGUGGAGGCAGCCAGCCGCAGUGGAGAGGGAGAAGUGACUCACCCACCACCAGACCCCCCUGGGACCCAGGACAGAGAACAGAAGCCUGGGGAAGUGACAGGGACUGGCGUAUGGAGAGAAGCUGGGACAGAGACAAGAGCGGAAGCAGCAGAGGAGGUCGAGGUAUGGGUUGGGUCAGAAGAAGAGUCAGGCGAAGAGGGAGGGGCUGAACGAGGAGUGAGUAUGGCAGAAGAGAGGAUGGUUGGUUUGAGUACAGACACAGCCCAAGAGAGAGAGACAAGGACGGUGAAUGGGUGUGGGGCCACUUCACAACCAGAUGCGGGGAUGGGAGUUAGAGCCAAGACAGGUUUAGGGGCUGUUCUGGGAACAGAAAAAGAGGCAGAAGCCAGCCUGAAGUCAGAGACAGUGGAGGGAGGAACACCAGGCAUUGAAUCAGAAGUUGAUGCAGAGCUAAGAUCUUCAGAAGUGAGGAUAAAGGCAGAUUCCGGGACGGCUAUUCACGGGUCUGGAUCGGUGGUGUACAUCGAUCAGCAGGAGAGCUCUGAGACACAGCCCUCCCAGUACAGAGACAUAUGGAGCCUUCGAGCCUCUCUGGAGCAGUAUGCCUCCUCAGACCAAAGCAGCACGGACAGAGAGUCCAUACGGAGCGACGCUGACAGUGUGUGUUCAGUAGGAGGCGCGGCAGCCCGGUCCGGCUUUGCGGCAUGCCUCUCCCAAGACCUUGGCGACGAACCUGAGGGAGAAUGGGAGUUUGGGGAGAUGGAAAGGGAGCGGGGAGGAGGAGAACAGAGGGAGGCGGAUGGGGACGAGGAAUAUAGGGACACAGGAAAACAAAUUGGCCACAGGGGUAUUCAGGAGAGACAGAGUGGCCAGGGGGGAGGAGCGGGAGAUGUGGAGGCAGGGGGUCGAAAGCUCCUGCAGAUGGACAGUGGGUACACGUCCAUUGAAGCUCCAAUACGGGCCCCUGAGGAGCUCAGGCUGUUUGGGACCCCUGCAGGUCCCCGGGGGAAGACGGCAUCUGAGAGGAGGCUCUUCUUCACCAGCUCUGGGAGGAAGGGCUCCGUGUGUGAGAGCUUUGAAGCCAAGGUGUUUCAGGAGGAGCUGGAGGAUGAUAUGGGAGAGGACAGUGAGGUGAAGGAGAAACCUAUGAAGAGAUCAGCGAGGCCUUCUAAUGGACGACAGCUUGCCAUCGAAGAACCAUCGCAAUCUCCAUCACAGCCGAAAUCUCUACAGUCGCCCCAGCCCGUGCCAUCACCUCGUCCUGUCCGCCUACGUCGCCGUGACUACAGCAUCGACGAGAAAACGGAUGCCUUGUUUAACGAGUUCCUGCGCCACGACCCCCGCUUCGACCAGCAGGAGUCGCCGUUGCGCUCCCGGCACCGCUCGCGCAUCCACCUCCGCAAGCAGUGGCAACGGCACAAGCAGUACAGCGACCCGGGGUCUGGGGGGCGCUACUCGCCCUCAAUGGAGAGGCAGAGUUUUAGACCGCUACGGAGAGGCGAUAGUGCAGGAUACCUUCUGGACACGCGGUGCCACAGUACUCUGUCACGUAUUGCUAGCGCAGCUGACGAGGAGGCCAAUGAGGGGGCUAGUGAGGGAAUGACCAGUGAGGGUUCAGCUGGUGGCAGUAAGGGAACGGCCUGUGAGGGGGCGUUGAGUCAGAGCGCAGAUGUUAAGGAGUCAACCAAUAAGAGCACAGGGAAUAAUAUUGUAGCCAAUGAAGAUGCGCCUAGUCAGCCAUCUGAUGCAUUGAGGGCUAAGGCCAGUGGGAUGGACCCAAGUGUGGACAAUUACAACAACAACAGUAGCCAAGCUUUGAAUUACUCUUCUAGCCCCAUACCCGACCCUGGUGUGGUUCUCCCGGAACCACUUGAGGAGUCCAUAGAUCCCCCCGCUCUCCACACGGAGGAACCUGAAUCCCUUGGCUUGAACCCUAAUUUUCAGCCUCCAUCUCCCAGCCUGUCUGAUAAGCUGUCUGUGAGCCUGGAGGACAGACUCUACACUGGACUGUGGAGGACAGGGCAGGGCCAGGGAGGACCAGAGUGUGUGGUUGGUGCCAUCCCCCUGUCCUCUUCCCCUGAGCCUUCCAGCCCCUUAUAGCCUGUGCUGACCUUUCUCUCUUCCAAUUACCAUCAUGUCAUCCAGGGGCGGACGCUGACAUUUCUAACACACCAGCCCUUAUUUUUCCUUAAGGGCCCCCUCGUCGGCCAAUGUCAGUCCUUCCAGAGAAUUAUCAUUUUGCGGCGAAACGCAGAGCUGGAAAUGCCAGAUGGUCAGUCUGUAGCUGGUGCCAUCUUAGUUCAGUUCAUUCCUUUUAGGACGUUGUUCGAUUUAAUACUAUGUAGGAUUAAAAAAUAAUGUGUUUCUGGCUUUAAGCACUUCCUUGCAACUAAUAUGGCUUCUGGAAUCACAUUCCCUAACGGGAACUGAUCUGGCUUCUGGAAUCACAUUCCCUAAUGGGAACUGAUCUGGUUUCUGGAAUCACAUUUCAUAAUGGGAACUGAUCUGGCUUCUUGAAUCACAUUUCAUAAUGGGAACUGAUCUGGCUUCUUGAAUCACAUUCCCUAAUGGGAACUGAUCUGGCUUCUUGAAACACAUUCCCUAAUGGGAACUGAUCUGGCUUCUUAAAAACACAUUCCCUAAUGGGAACUGAUCUGGCUUCAUGAAACACAUUCCCUAAAGGGAACUGAUCUGGCUUCUUGAAACACAUUCCCUAACGGGAACUGAUCUGGCUUCUUGAAACACAUUCCCUAUCGGGAACUGAUCUGGCUUCUUGAAUCACAUUCCCUAUCGGGAACUGAUCUGGCUUCUUGAAUCACAUUCCCUAAUGGGAACUGAUCUGGCUUCUUGAAACAUAUUCCCUAAUGGGAACUGAUCUGGCUUCUUGAAACACAUUCCCUAACGGGAACUGAUCUGGCUUCUUAAAAACACAUUCCCUAAUGGGAACUGAUCUGGCUUCUCGAAACACAUUCCCUAAUGGGAACUGAUCUGGCUUCUCGAAACACAUUCCCUAAUGGGAACUGAUCUGGCUUUGUUUACAAGUUAGCUUCUUGUACAGGUUCCCUGAUGGGUACUUGACCCACUACAUUGGUACAGGGUAUAUCCCAUGACUGAAACACCUCAGUUGGGUGUUGGCACUCAUAUCUCUUCCAGUGUUACAGUGAAACCAGGUGCUGUCAUUAUUUCUGAUAGUGAUGUGACUUUAUAUAACCAUAGAUUGAUUCCUGCUAGAAGCUAGAUAUCCUUGCUUGGAGAUUAGAUAUCCAUAGCUUUAUUCUUGUUGGCAUUUGAAUAUGCGUUUUCUCUAUAUAGUAGCUUUUUAUCUCAUUCUCUAUUUUCUGUCAUAAAAGUGUAAUUUACUGCAUGAUAAGUUUGUAGACAGAGGAAGUAUAUGAUGUACAGUUUUAUAUAAGAACAAAUGCACUUUGAUGGGAAGGAAAAUAAUGACAUUUGUCAUAGUUCUGUUGUUCCUCAUUCCAAAAUGUGUCCUUCAAGUGUCCUUUGUCAUGGUUAUCAGGGGUGUGUUCAUCUAUGGGAGUGAAUGGGUUCUAGGUCAACUGGCUAGUAGCACUGGAUGACAGAAUGUAUUCAGAUGUACAUUAUUGUUAUUUAUCUAUUUAUUCAAGUGCUCAUUUCAUGUUCUGUUAUGUAUUGCAUCUUCAUCUAUUUCUAUGUACAAAAAUAUAUAUGAAACAAUCAUGAAUAUUAGAUGUAAAUUCUGGACCGAUUCUGACCAAAACUUUAGUGUACAAAGAUCGUCUGUACAUUGAUUAAAGAGGUGGAAUCCGGAAGCUUCCUUCAGUUUUGAGUCUCUCCCUAGAGGCCUGAGAGAACAGGAAAGUGUCCUAGCUGUCUACUGUGGGAGGGCACUUAUCAGCCUGACUGACACAUGAUACUUCAACUGUCUGCCAGGGAAUACUGUAUACUUUGUGGCAUGCAGAGGGAUAGGGAGGGAAAGCAGGAAAUCUAACUACCGCAGGAUUGCUGCAUUCAGGAUCAUUGACUGAAUUAAGUGCUUGGAAUUGAUUAUUGGUAAAUGCCUCUGGUACAUUGGUUUGACCCUGGAUACAGUAAUGAGUGACUCCAUAUGACGCCAAUCCCCAGUGGAAGGGAUUGGUUUUGCAUGUUAACAUGUUACAGCAACCAUGUAGUUGAUCAUAUAUUUAAACCUGUUAUACACUGAAACAUUGUGUUAGCUACUUAUUACAUUUCACUUUAUUCUGAAAAGCAAACUGUGAAUCCAUUGGCAAAUGGGACUAGGUUUCAAGCUGCUGUUCACUGACUAAAAGGUCCUGGUGUAUGUAACUGGUAGUUCAUUGUGUGAAUUUGAACAGUUCAUCAAUCUCAGCUGUUUUCUAAUGCCUUGGUGAACCUAUACAAGGAACCAACCAAUGUACAGUCAUUUGAGAUUUUCAUUUUGAAAAUAAAGAGAAUAAGUCUGUCA
Molecule: messenger RNA, 5824 nt
Organism: Esox lucius (northern pike)
Lineage: Eukaryota; Metazoa; Chordata; Actinopteri; Esociformes; Esocidae
Exons: 10
Coding region: 130-3480 (1116 amino acids)
Biological process (GO): negative regulation of calcium ion-dependent exocytosis; negative regulation of voltage-gated calcium channel activity
Cellular component (GO): plasma membrane; secretory granule
Molecular function (GO): transmembrane transporter binding
Source: RefSeq, a predicted model, not a curated record